AUGACAUCGCAGAAGACGGCAUUGGUGACAGGCACCAGCAAGGGUGGUCUAGGCGAUCACCUCGCUCAGGAACUACACCGGAGGGGCUUUCGCGUAUUUGCAACAGCUCGAACCCCGUCAAAGGUGCAGCAUCUUAAGGAUAUGGGGUUGGAUAUCGUUCUGGUAGAUGUUACGGACCCCAAAUCGAUCAAGAAAGCCGCCGCUGAAGUCAAUGCCCUCGCUGAAGGGAAGCUUGACAUUCUUAUCAACAACUCAGGCAUUGGAGACAAGGCGGCGCUACUUGACGCAGAUCUUGCUGCCGCCAGAAGGGUUUUCGACGUCAACAUCUGGGACGUCUUGCAGGUCACCCAGGCCUUCAGUCCCAUGGUUCUUGCUUCCAAGGGCACCAUCAUCAAUAUUGGCUCUGUUGCGGCGAGGGUCCCAAUGCCCUUCAAUGGCAUCUACAACAUCAGCAAGGCCGCCCUCGAGCAACUUUCGAGGCAGAUGCGUGUUGAAAUGGAACCCCUCGGCGUCAAAGUUAUCCAUGUGGUAACAGGUGGAAUCGCCACUAGCUUUUAUUCACACGCAGGUGAAGGAGAAUUUUCAGAAACUUCCCUCUACUACCCUGCCAGAGAGUCCCUUGGGUCAUGGUUGAGCGGACAAUCCCAGGAGAGUCUACAACUAACGAAACCAGAGCAGUACGCCAAGGCUGUUAUCGACAACGCUUUGAGUAGCUUCCCUAGUUCAUUCCACUACACGGGCUAUGGGUCAUUUGCCACCUGGUUCUUUUCCAAGUGUUUGUGGAACAAUGCUAUGGAUAUCUUGCUGUCUCUUAUGGGAUUGCCCAACAUGAAGAAGGCAAUAUUCGGGAACAAGAAGGAGGCGUGA
Molecule: messenger RNA, 867 nt
Organism: Ilyonectria robusta
Lineage: Eukaryota; Fungi; Ascomycota; Sordariomycetes; Hypocreales; Nectriaceae
Exons: 5
Coding region: 1-867 (288 amino acids)
Biological process (GO): phosphatidic acid biosynthetic process; triglyceride catabolic process
Cellular component (GO): endoplasmic reticulum; lipid droplet
Molecular function (GO): triacylglycerol lipase activity; acylglycerone-phosphate reductase (NADP+) activity
Source: RefSeq, a predicted model, not a curated record